CCGGGUUAAACGUUUAAUACGCACAAAUUUUGCAGGUGUGAGUAGGACAAUAUUUACACUUACAGCUGACUUCAUAACUUGUAAUUUUGAUGAGCAAUUAAUUAAAAGGGCACUUAUUUUUGUAUACCUUUCAAAGUAACGACAAAAUAGGAGGUGGACAAUAAAUUCUGGGCGUCGACUGAGAUGGACAACUUGGACAUCCACGCGUCAACCAAGGCGCUGAUGAAUCCUUUGGUACUGAACCUCAUCUUGUCUUAUAUGGACGCCCCCACUCUAAAAUCCGCCCGAUCCGUGUGCACCCUGUGGGCCGACUUGGGCGCCUCAUUCCUCGGGAAACAGGUCUCCGUUACCUUUGAGAAUUGUUGCCGAAAAGUAAUCUCCAAGUCCAAGGAACUGGAUUCCCUUCGCCCGGAACUGGCAAGAAGUGUCGGACUGAUUAUGCUUCCAUCACACUGUGAUUGGGUUUCCCUACCAAAAAACUUGAUCGCCAAUUUGCUACAUGUUUCCCAUCACGUUGUGGAACUCGAUGUUACGAUGAGCUCAAAAUUUGAACCGGCGUUGGAGCAAUUGUGGAGGAUGCAUUACUUCCCGAACCUUCUACAUCUCACUCUUACUGUCAUUAUGAUUAAAGUUGGAUAUCUUAGUCUUUCUGAACAUUUGAGUGGUAAUUAUAACGCAAACCAAGAUGAUGAAGAAGACGAUGUUGAGUUUGUCGUGGUGACCCCAAAAAUCCCACAAUUUCUGACCUUGCCAAACCUGAAGUCUAUCAAGUUAGUAGUCAAGGAUCAAAAUGACAUGAUCCAGGACAGGGGAAUAUCCUCCAUAUGUCAAGGACUACUCAAUUCCUCCCCUAAUAUUCUACAUGUCGCCAUUAAUGCUAGCUUCUACCCAGACUUCACCCCAUGUACGAAACUAGAGACGCUUGUUUACACAUUCAUCCGAUUCGACGACUUCUGGGUAGAUGAAGAAGUGUACGUCGACGUUCCCAAGUUGACCAGGAUGUUGGACACUUGCCGAAAUUAUUUGACCAGGUUGACUCUGAGUUGCGACACUGACUGGGAGCUUGCGCAGCCGCCGAUUUUAAUGCUCCCCUCAAUCCCAAAUCUGAUGGCAAUCGAGAUCAUGGAUAUGCAACCCUUGGGGAAUUUUUUGCAUUCUGUUCAUCUCCCAAAUCUAACUCAAGUAACCUUCUCUGGUUACAAUAACGGAUAUUUUAGUCUGACCGAUAUAUUUAAAAAUUUUCAUCUACCCCACGCCGGGAUUACGUCGCUUGACAUGGAAACCGUUUACUUUAAUGAGGUUGAAACUGCCACCAAAAUCGCUCGCCUGUUUCCGUCAGUAAAAAAAUUGCGAUUAAAGUUCGUCAUUUGCGAGGAUGAGACUGAUUUCUUGGAACUAAGGGAUACCUUAGGAUCUUUCGCCACAUGGAAUUUGACCUCUGCAUUGGUAGAGAUUGAGGACGUUUGUGAUUCGACUUACGUCAGGGCCGUAUUGCUAGGUUUGGUGACUUGGAAGGCUCUGACACCGAUAGCAGUUAAAUUUGUGGGAUUGGAUGGGAAAUUUGGUCCCAGGUUUGUCCUAAACUAUGAGAUGGAAGAGAUUCUGCUGUCGUGCAGGUCACUGAGAUGGAUUGAAAUGUCACGUUUUCGGAUGGAGGAGGAGAAGAGGAUCGAGUUUGAAGAAUUUAUUGAGGAACACGCUCUCCCGAUUACUUUGUCGCGUUGGGAGGAAUAAUUCCGUAUUUAAGCAUUCAUUAUUUGCGUAUUAUUGCAGAUUUUCACAAAGUUAAAGGGUCUGAUACAUACAUAUGCUGUUUAAUUAACUUAACUGCAGAUAUUUAAUUUGCUCGUAUUCCAAUGUUUUACUUUUUCAAGAAUGAUUACUUUCAUGUUUAUCUCGUAUCGAGUAAUUAAUACAUUAUAUAUUUGUACAUAAUGUGUUAACAGCAAUUAAUCAACUAUUAAUCUUACAGUUGAUUAACAAAACACUGUAAAACUUAGUUUAUCCAACGCCUGACAACGCAAAUUACAUACAAAUCUCGCGUUGACAUUGUCCCCAUUCUAAUAAAUUUACUUCUUGUAUUCCAGACUUCUUCUCUUCCUACUUGCUCAAUUUAUACAUAAUUGAAGACUUGUGUAUGCAUACAUGCAUGCAUGUACUUGUUAUUUUUAGUUGUGAAAUUAUUUCCCUGCCUUAUCAACAGUUUAAUUUGAAUAAUAUGUAAACGAAUUCGCAUAAUAAUUAUGUAUGUGUAUUGAACAGUGAUUAAUUAGCUUAACUGAUUGCUGAUUUUGGGCGUGGGCAACAAACCAGUAUAUGGAUACAACUGCAUGCAAAUGAAUUGUAAAGGAUCAGUGUCAAUAAAAUAUGUAAUUAGUUUACCACCUGCCUUUCUCUUUGAAUACGUCAACCUGAUUUAAAUUACUGACCACAAAAAAAUCCUACCUCACACUCUACGUAUAUGAACGCAUGUAUGUAUAAAUAGACGCCUGUAUUUGCACCUCUUGCUUCGUGUGACGAGGUAUUAUUUCCCACAACUGAAAUUAUUUGUCAUGUGUGUUUUCAUAAAUAUUAAUAAAAAUAUAUAAUUAGUUUCCAAUGGGCGUGAAAUCUUGUCAAAUUGUGGUUUAUAUUAUCAUUGCAUCGGGGUCAGUAACUUUUGUCAUCGCGAGACCAACAAAUCCCCUCGGCCUGGAUGGUCAUCAUCCCCUCGUUUAUCAUCCUUCCGACCUAACCAGUGAGAUAGUUGUCCACGCUGCCCACGAGAUCAGUGAUAACCCUGGUUAUGGUGGUGGUGACCCGAGAUUUUUUAAACGACCUGUGCGUAUAGAGCGGAAGGGACCCAACCGGGUCAAAGUCUGUCCUAAACAUGACCUCUCCAGAUGCAUGGCGCAAGUCUACGACGUCAACCAAUUCAAUGUCCAACCAAGAUAUUAAUUUGAAACCGUGGAAAUUUUGUUAUAUUCAUAGUUUACUUUAAAUUUAUAAAAUAAUAUUUUAGCUUUCAUGUACAAUUAAUAUACUGUGUGCAAAUUGCAUUAAAAAUGGAGACACACUUCUCAACACCGA
Messenger RNA from Folsomia candida, 3069 nucleotides. RefSeq lists its product as uncharacterized. The record is from RefSeq and is a predicted model, not a curated record. The transcript has 9 exons. NCBI's taxonomy places the organism in Eukaryota, Metazoa, Arthropoda, Collembola, Entomobryomorpha, Isotomidae. Bases 184 to 1734 code for a protein of 516 amino acids.